Molecule: messenger RNA, 3712 nt
Organism: Aquila chrysaetos chrysaetos
Lineage: Eukaryota; Metazoa; Chordata; Aves; Accipitriformes; Accipitridae
Gene: HHLA2
Product: HERV-H LTR-associating 2
Exons: 8
Coding region: 963-2024 (353 amino acids)
Biological process (GO): cellular response to lipopolysaccharide; immune response; negative regulation of T cell proliferation
Cellular component (GO): external side of plasma membrane
Source: RefSeq, a predicted model, not a curated record
CGAGAGGCCGCGGCGCGGGGGAGAAGAUGGCGCUGUGAUUUUGCCCCUGGGCUAAGCAUGGGUGGGCAGGAGCGGCUCUUUCCACAAUGCUGCAGCGGGAAAGGCCUCACGGUGUGGGGCGCGGCCCGCAGUCACCCUUCAACACGCGGGAGCUGUAUUUCUUAAAGCUUUGCUGCUCUCUGCCUGACGGGUGGCUCGACCUUGGGCUGUGCGUGCGCGUUUCCUCAGUUAAACAUUAACCUGCUUUAGUACUAAGCUGUGAACGUGCUACACCGCGCAGGCUGCGAGGAGGCAGCAACCGUACCUACCGAUAGCUGAUAGCGAAGCUCGUGGCCUGAGGUGCGGUACUUUACAGGUGGAGGUAUGAAAAAAAUUUACCUUGCUCCCUGUGCCAAGUUCCUAUGCUCUGCCUUAGUAAGAGAAUUGCCGGUCUCUACUGCAGCUGCGAUGCUCAUGCUCUCUUAAUGCCUGAGCACAAUCCCCAAGUGGCAUCACCAGUGCUGUAGAAAUCACAUUUCUGACGAUAACUGAUUUCUUCUGUUACUCAGUUACAGCUUGCAGGAGUUACCAUUGAAGAGUUUGUUCAACAAAGCCAGGCAAAAUAAAUGGUUAAGAGAAAAAGCUUUUUAAGCCCAAAGAGGGAGAAGUGAAUGCAAAAGGUGUGGAAGCUUCACACGUAUAGAAACGUGGUCCAUGCUACAUAAACAACUGCUUUCAUUUAUGGGACACGAAUGGACUUGCACAUUAAAUACUUGAGUUCUGGUAUGUGUAGGUGUGGCUGUGAAAGGAGCAGGAAAGAGGCAAAGUUCCACAGCUUCAGGAGAGCUGUAUAUUCGUUUUAUUUUUUUAAUAUAUAUAAACCCUGCCUGCAAGAAACACCUGAAACAACAAGAGUCUGAAUUUUUUGGCUACUUGUGAAGUCAGAAGAGUUUGACAUGAGUCUGCCAUGAACCAAAGAAGACAUGAAGGGACAGAAAAUACCAUCUCUUCUCAUCUAUUUAUUUCACAUAGGUGCUACACUUUGGGGUUUUACAGAACAGGAAACAGUAACGGGGCUGUUUUCCAAGGAUUGCAUCCUCCCUUGUCCUUUCCCAGCUGGGGAUGAUGAAGUAAUUUAUUGGAAGAAAGGGGAAAAAAACGUGCACAGCUACUACUACCAGAGGGAUCAGCUGGAAAGGCAAGACUCAUAUUACAGACACAGAACACACCUUUUCCACGAGAACAUUCCUAGUGGAAACGCCUCCUUGGAACUUAGUAACCUGACCUUGACUGAUGAGGGCCCUUAUAAUUGCUAUGUGGGAACAAGGCAAACUAAAACAGAAGUGGAAGUCAUGCUGCAUGUAAGAGUUUCCUCUUAUUAUGCACUGGAAUACCAAAAGACAGACACAGAAAGGAUGCUGAAGUGCUAUGCCUUUCUCGCUUACCCAGCACCACAUAUAUCUUGGGUACAAGGCAAUACAUCCAUCCAAGAAACAUAUCAGGAGGAAACCAGGGAUGGAGUUCUCUAUUCUCUUAGAAGUGAUCAGAACAUUAUAAACACAGCUGAUCCUUACUACUGUCAUAUUCAUCUCCCUCAUGAAGACUGGGCUGCUGAAUGGAAGAUGCGAGACCAGCUGUCUAACAUGGAAGGAAGUAGCACUGUAAUUCCUUGUGAAUAUAGCAAUAACACUGCAAACACUGAAGGUUUCAGCGUUGUCUGGACAUUAAACAGAAAUGCAGUGAUUUCAGUCCUGGCCUCCUUCAAUGGUACAUCUCACUCUUACCAGCCUCGAGUCCAGAUUAACCAAAAUGACUUUUCACUGAUGUUGCGUGAUCUUACUGCAAACGACAGUGGAGAAUAUCUGUGUAACAUUUCAACACCUCACUACACAAAGCUUACUGUGAGAACUUUGCAAGUUGAAAAUGCAGGUAAUACUGGGAAAAUUGUGCUAGGCGUGAUCGCUGCAGUGGUGGGAGCAGGAGGCUGUUUCUUGCUCUGGUUCAAGAAAUGCAGAAGAAGAAGAAGAAGAGAAGGAUUCAUAUGAGCACCUUGACAUACCGGAAGAAAAUCCCUCUCUGCACACACAGAUGCUACUGAGAUUGCUGCUGAAAAGAACAAAGAGUUCCUUCACCUUCCCCAUUGAGUUAUACUAAGAGCCACAUGGAAAUGUGAUUAUCUGAGCAACAGUAACAAACAACUGAACUGGUAGGAGGAAAAAAAAAAAAAAAUCAAUUGACACUUGUAUGUGAGGAGUCGGCAUGAAAAAUUGGAACUUGGUUGUCCUAAAGGGACAAUGAAAAAGUUUCCACAGAAGAUUCAGUUUUGAGGGAUUUUUUUUUUUUUUUUUUUCAGUAUGAGGGAAAGAGGAGGCUUACUGUCUUGCACUUAAUUUAGUAUUUUAAUUUCAAGCAAAGACAACUUCCCUGUUUAAAAGUGGAAAAGAUCUAAAAGAACACCGUAUUUCUGAGCCACGGGCAGUCCUGAUGGGACAUGUCCCUCCACAGCAUCUCCUAUGUCUCUCCUGCAGCAAAAGUCUUUUGGCUUGUAGUAGUGGAAGCUUCUGAACUGACUGUUCAUGUGAAAAAGUUUACUUUCUGCUUUCCUACAAAACUCAUACAGACUGACUGGCAGGACAGAUGGAAGCUGGGUUAUCCCAGCUUUAAGGGCUGUCCCCCUGCACAGGUUUAAUCUGUGCUGCUUUAACAAUCUGCACAUGAAAUACAUGAGACUGUGAAGCAUGACUGGAUUUGCCCUUGGUUUUGAUUUUGUCAGAGAUCUGCCAAUUAGGAUUUGUUCCAAUAUAAUGAAGUGGGCUGUUGGCAAGAUGUAAUCUUUUAUUGAUCCCUGAGGCUUGGCAAAAAGAAAAAAGAAAUGAAUGGAAUACACUAUACAGUCUCUUUGGAUUUUCACUUGAUGUUUAUUUCUGUAAGUGCUUAUUUUUUUCUACAUCUGCUUUCAGUUGUGCCUGAUUAUAUCAAGCAUCUUCUCAUAUGUGUCAGCUUCAGCUGUACUUAUUCCUCUUCAUGAACCUGAAAUGCAAUUGAGAUAGUAUACAACUGUUAAAAAUGUUGUGUUGGUGUUGGGGAGGUUUUAGAGUAAGUUCACAAGCAAAUGACAAAAGCUUCUCCUCCCUGGUAUUACCAGUUUGUAUCUGAAAUAGACUAGCACCGAUCUAGCCAACCUUUGCCAUCUUACUUUAACAAUACAGGUUUCUUGUCCUCAUGCUAGAGCAUAUAUCCCUUUGAUAGCAGAUGACUUCUAUACAAUUCUGUUUCAACAGAUGGUGGUGUUCUGAAUCACACACACUUCCCAGAGUUUCCAGGAACAUGGGUGCUGGUAGCAGUAGUCAAGGUAUUUCUAAUGCUACAUGAUUAAAGUAGUCUCUCCAGUGCCUUUCUCUCCCCAAAGGAGAUGGGUCAUGAUUUUUGGGACAGCACUCGCUGCCUGAACAUGUUUCCUGGCAGCUACUGCCAUUACUGCCACAAGUCCCUUUUUGUGGAGAUGACACCUCUGCGUGUACCGUUGAGCUCAUCUUUUGACAGUGCACUACUGUGCUGUGAACCAGAGCUGGAAUAGGUGUUAGCAAACUAGCAUCUGACUAAUAAAAAAAGGCAUCCACUUUUCUAUGACUGUUGCAUAUUUAAGGCAGAAAGAGGGUACUAGUAAGAUACAGGGAAUAAACAGCACUCUUAACAGUAUUUAAAAAAAUAAAUUACUCUUAUGGUUUACCUA